Aspergillus lentulus is the source of this 1176-nucleotide messenger RNA. RefSeq lists its product as uncharacterized. Gene Ontology annotation, cellular component: plasma membrane. The record is from RefSeq and is a predicted model, not a curated record. Gene Ontology annotation, molecular function: cobalt ion transmembrane transporter activity; cobalt ion binding; magnesium ion transmembrane transporter activity. NCBI's taxonomy places the organism in Eukaryota, Fungi, Ascomycota, Eurotiomycetes, Eurotiales, Aspergillaceae. Gene Ontology annotation, biological process: metal ion transport; transmembrane transport.
AUGGAUGAUUAUGUCAAUGAGACAGUGGAUAUAGCAACCGUUGUUGAAGCAAGUGACGAGAAUGAGAAUACCUGGACAUCGCGACAGGCAAAUUUAUGGCAGGAAUUAGAGAAUUACCAACGACAACCACCUUCGAUAGUUCUAUUAUACGCCAACUACCCCGAGGAAAGCAUUGACGACUCGCCCGUCCUAAGGCAAAAAAAUCCAGACGUCUUUUUCCCUCCUGACUUCUUCCCCGUCAUCAAGAAAGACCUGAACGGCACAUUCUUCUGCGAUUAUGAUAUUGACGAUGAUGGAAAAGUCACCAAGCAUUUAUCAUGGACCUGCUUCAAGAUCAAACAUGUCAUCAAACCAGGCCGAUACUCCUGGAUCCAGACAGCCGUCUUCGUCCAAUGGCACCCGCAAGCAGACCGCCAGCUCGUCUUCUUCUUGAACCUACCGGACGUCGUGGCACAGUAUCUCGUCGUACAUCGACCCUCCCCAACCCACCGGGGGAAUCCAUACGUCUGGCACACGCUUUUCGCGCAAGGUGUGGUCGAAGAAUACGAUACGUCGAUCUGGUCUCUGCGGCAUCUGGUCCGGCCUAUCGAGAAGGCCCGCAACGAACCAAAACCGCCCGCGCUUAACUUCCCUAACCUGCACGACAUUGCCCGGCACAUCUUUCACGCGAACGAGACCCUCGAGGUAGCCACGCACACAUUGCAGUCUCUAAUCGACGAGCAGGCGCGCUUCCGCGUCGAGUAUGCAGAGCUCACAAACAAAAACCGGGGCAGCUGGAUCAACACCGCGCAGCGGGCGCACUUCGUUGCAAAACAGCUGCAUUCGCUCCUGACGCGGUCGCAAUCGCUUAGUGAGCGGCUGCGCAACGAGAUCAAUCUGGCGUUUAAUCUUGUUUCGCAGAAGGAUAGUGCAAUGAUGAAGACAGUGGCGUUUGUGAGUAUGGUUUAUUUGCCGGGGACGUUUAUAUCGGGUCUGUUCGGGACGAACUUCUUCAAUUUGUCGAAUGACGGUGGGGGGAAGUCGUGGAUCAUGUCCGGGAAUUUCUGGCUGUACUGGGUUAUCACGCUACCGCUGACUUUGGCGACGGUGCUGGUCUGGGCCUCGUGGCAUUACUUCCCGCAUUAUUACCCGCGUAUGAGUCGCAAGCCGCUGAAGGGCGCUGACUCGGCUGCUUGA